Messenger RNA from Sander lucioperca (pikeperch), 6317 nucleotides. RefSeq names its product guanine nucleotide-binding protein G(q) subunit alpha. Gene Ontology annotation, molecular function: guanyl nucleotide binding; GTPase activator activity; GTPase activity. The record is from RefSeq and is a predicted model, not a curated record. Gene Ontology annotation, cellular component: heterotrimeric G-protein complex. The coding region runs from base 115 to 1194 and encodes 359 amino acids. Lineage: Eukaryota; Metazoa; Chordata; Actinopteri; Perciformes; Percidae. Gene Ontology annotation, biological process: phospholipase C-activating dopamine receptor signaling pathway; action potential; adenylate cyclase-modulating G protein-coupled receptor signaling pathway. The transcript has 7 exons.
UUUUUUUUUUUUUUUUACCUCGACGAAUCUGAAACCUGAAUGAAUCAGUAAAAGGAAAAAGCGGAAAAGUGCGUGUUUAAAAAAAAAAAAAAAAAAAAAAAAAAAGGAGAGAGAAUGACCCUGGAAUCCAUAAUGGCGUGUUGCCUCAGCGAGGAGGCGAAAGAAGCCAGGCGGAUCAACGACGAGAUCGAAAGGCAGCUCCGCCGGGAUAAGAAGGACGCACGCCGUGAACUGAAACUGUUGCUUCUCGGCACUGGGGAAAGUGGGAAGAGCACAUUCAUCAAACAAAUGAGGAUUAUCCACGGCACCGGUUACUCUGACGAGGACAAAAGGGGUUUCACCAAACUGGUCUAUCAGAACAUCUUUACAGCCAUGCAGGCCAUGAUCCGAGCCUCAGAGACCCUCAAGGUCCCCUACAAAUAUGAGCACAACAAGGGCUACGCCAACAUCGUGAGAGAGGUGGACGUAGAAAAGGUCAGCAUGUUCCAGAAUCCCUAUGUAGAUGCAAUCAAGAGCUUAUGGAAUGACCCGGGCAUCCAGGAGUGCUACGACCGAAGGAGGGAAUACCAACUCUCGGACUCCACUAAAUAUUACCUGAACGCGUUGGACCGGAUCGCCGAGCCAGCCUACCUUCCCACCCAGCAGGAUGUGUUAAGGGUUCGAGUCCCCACCACGGGCAUCAUUGAAUAUCCGUUUGACCUGCAAAGUGUCAUAUUCAGGAUGGUGGAUGUCGGAGGUCAGAGGUCAGAGAGGAGGAAGUGGAUCCACUGCUUUGAGAACGUCACCUCCAUCAUGUUCCUGGUAGCGCUCAGCGAGUACGACCAAGUUUUGGUGGAAUCGGACAAUGAGAACCGGAUGGAGGAGAGUAAAGCUCUGUUUAGGACAAUAAUCACAUACCCCUGGUUCCAAAACUCCUCAGUCAUUCUCUUCCUCAACAAGAAGGACCUGUUGGAGGAGAAGAUCAUGUACUCUCAUCUGGUUGACUACUUCCCAGAGUAUGACGGUCCCCAGAGGGAUGCCCAAGCAGGGCGAGAGUUUAUCCUCAAGAUGUUUGUGGACCUGAAUCCAGACAGCGAUAAGAUCAUCUACUCUCACUUCACCUGUGCCACUGACACAGAGAACAUCCGUUUCGUCUUUGCCGCCGUCAAAGACACCAUCCUGCAGCUCAACCUUAAGGAGUACAACCUUGUGUAGAGCGGAGCAGGGCUGCCACCAGGAAGCCCUCAACACACACUAACUGAUGCAAUCUGUGAAAAGAUAGAUCAUAUACACACACAUGAAAAGAAAAUCAAAGAAAAAAAGAAAUCUAAUGGUUGCAUAAUACUAAUUUAUUUGCCAUUUGUUGAUCUCUUGGUCCCCAAGGGGUGAGCAAAGUAAAUGUUAUCUUGCUGUUUAAGGAGUUGAUGAAAUAUAGGGAGGGAAGGGGGGGGCAAGAUAUUUGGAAGAGUUAGGGAGGGAUUUGCUGUUGAAUAUGUACAGCACCAAUCCUCAUUUCUAGGCUUUGCUCUUUGUGAAGUUUUGUUUUGCUUUUUGAAAAAAAAGAAACUACUUUGUGCACUCGAGGUUUGGGGGCUUGUUCUGUCUGUCAGUCUGAUAGAUCAGAGCUGCAACGAAUGCAAUGUGCGCCGUGCCUCCUGCCUUUUUAUAAACAAGAAGGUUUUCAUUCCUUUUUUUUUUACCCUCCUACCUGUCCGUUCAUUCUGAAGCUUCAUCCUGGGCAUUCGCCUGUUUUCCCAACAGGAAAUGAUGCCACAGAUCUCUAACUGAUAGUUUCCAUUUUCCUACAAAGGACUGAUUGGCAAGUCUCUUGAAUAACAGGUAUAAACUGUGAUUUUGUAAAUUAUUUCAUAUUGAUUUGCUAUUAAUUGAUUUAAAUUAUUAUUAUUAUUAUUAUUAUUAUUAUUAUUAUUAUUACAUUGCAUUGAUUUUGGUACCAUCUGAUGAGUAGAGCAUGUGUGACCGUCUUGACAGUCACACGAGUUCUCCAGCAUUGACGUAACCAUGAAGUUCAGAAGUUUGAGAGAAAUUUGGCUUUAAAAAAUGCUUUCUGAGCUUUGAGCGAGCAGGUGAGAAGACACAUGGGGACCUCUGCUCUGUCAUGUCAUGUCAUGAAAACCAUGAUGGCGCUAGUUUCUUUACACAGACUGAAGGGAGCUGAGAAGGUGAUUAUUUAUGAGACAAUGUUGUUAAAUGAUUAUGUUCAACUGUGCCACCAACGCUUUUUAUUAUGGUAAUAUGUAUACUUAUUGCCAAUGCCAAAACAACUCAAGCACCUGAUGCCACUUUGCGCUUGUCUUGAUUACUACUUUUAAUGAAAUGAAUAGUGUGUAGGAAAGAAAAAGAGCAGGGCUAAUGAACACACAGGCUUUACUGACUGACUUAUUGAUCGAUCGAUUGAUUCCUGAAAGUAUUCAACAACGUCAACGGUAUUCUCUCCAACCACCCUUACAGUUAGUUAGCAGGCUUUCAGAGAGGAGUAUGCCAGAAAUAACAUAAAUGUUAUAAAAAUAAUAUUUCUUUUUACAAUUAACACUUGAAAAGAUAAAGGCACUUGCUGAUUACAAGGUAGUACAAAAUGUAAACCAUACCAUGGUGUUUCAUUUUACCUCUGUUCUUAAGAUUACAUUAAACUUAAUUUAUUUCUGCGCUAAACUGCUUGAACGGUCCAAACACAACCUUGCGCGUGGCUACAAACCCCUCCCCCUUUCCUACAGACUAUCCAGUCACAUUUUAGCUGUGUCUUUAUAGUCGUCCAAUCACAGCCCGGCUGUCUUGACUGUUGUAGUUCAGUAGCAGUGGACAAUAAAUUUGGCUAAAUACUAUGAAAAAGGGCAAAGUGUUGAUGUUCAGUUUGUACCAAAGUAAGCCCUCCUUAUUUCUGAUUACAUUUCUCUCAUUCCCAAGUUACUUUGAGUAUUUUUUGUAGCAAUUCCUUAGAACAUACGCCUGUAAUUUACAUUUAUUGAGGCAUAGUGCAAUUAUGAAUGCUAUAAUCAUUGUACAUACAUCUCUAUAUAUAUAUGGCAGCAUCUUUGUUGGCUUUGUAAUCAUUACUUUUUUGGCAGAUUGAAUGUGCGGUAUUGAAAAUAUGUAUCUAUGUAAUUGUAUUGUAUGUCUAAUGGCUAAUUCAUUUUUGGAAGAAAAAAAAUGUUAUUUACAUGUUUGUUUUUGUUUCCUUCCUUCCCCUUUAAGAAGAGAAUGUAAAUUUUGUGUUUUGCCAUUUUUGUUUCUCAGCAAAGAAACAUUGUUCAGCUUCAGAACUACAUAAAGAGGAAUAUAAUUAUUAUACAACAACAACACAUUGAUUGGUAAGCCAGUACUUAUAGUAGCUGGUGUGUUAAAUUGACUUUUAUAUGAAAAACUGCAGACUGAAUCCAAACUACAGGGCUAAUUGUAAUAGUUUAGUUUCUAACUGGCUUCAGGAUCAGAGCAUUUGUCAUAUAGGUGUAAUCACGUCACUCAUUGAUUCGUAUUCUUUUAUAUUUAUCUUAAUCACACAGCGUCUCAAUACGUAUUUAUUAACUUGAGAUUUCUUAGUGUACCGCACACCUUGUCAUCCUGAGCACCCCCCCCACUCCACCACCAACCACCUUAGUAUGUUUUAUUUAACAAGUAGUGCUAGAACAAGGUGGAUGGCAUCCAGGUUAAGUGUUGCUGUGGCUCAGAUUUUAUAUAAAAAUCUUAGGAUGAGAUGUAAUUAUCUGAUUGUUUGUGCAAUGCUAUCACCCUUAACACUCCCUUACAUGAACCUCCACCCUGAUAGAAACUCAGUAUUACUGUCAGAGACAAAAGAAUACUAUUUGGCCUAAUUAGGAUGGUGCAUUUACAGGUGCUUUUAUAUUCUUUUUUUUCUACCUGAUUUCCAUAUUGAAUUGCCACCAAUUCAUUAGAAUGUACAGUUUUAUUUUGGACUUUAUUUAUGAAAUGACAACAUAGGAGAAAAUACACAACAGUUCACAUGUACAUAUUGCCUUAUUGAAUAAGCCGUGCCUCUGAAGUCCCAUGCAAGGCACCUGUGUGUUUAUGAGAAGUGAAGCUAGUGCAGCCAAUAAUGCCCCAUUGUGCAGCUGGAAGAUUGUUUGGUUUUGGCUUGGUGUUCUCUCUUUGUUAUUCUGUGCUAUAAGAAGCCCUGGGAACAGCUUUGAAGAGUAGAUCAUGUCGCUAAUAUGACAUCAUUACAGGACAUUAUAAGAACAUCCUGAGUGAAUUGUAAUCGGAACACACUUUCUGUUGAUUUCAAAAUAUUGAAUCAGAUUCAUGUCUUUUAAUCCAUGCCACAGUGCAUUAUAAUGGAUUGAACUGCCUGAUGCGACUAUGACUAAAUAACAUCAGUAUGUGUAGAAUGUGACAUAAUCUGGACUCUAAACCACCACCACACACCUGUGGAGGGGUGUUUUUGCCACAUUUGGCUAUGGUUCAGUAUCUACCAGCCACUUUGGCAGUUAACAAGCCCUUACUCAGAGGUCCUGUUGUUUUCAGAUAUUUCAGCUGGCCGGUAAAAUUUCUUACAAGGAUGAUUGAUUUUGGCAGGCAACAACUACUCCAACAAGUUAAUUUCAAGCCCAAUUCAGUGUCCUUGAAGUCAACAACCACUUAUCAACAGCAGGGCCUUAUAGGAAAAACCAACUCGUCACACAUUUCACUGAAUGUUAAGACGAUGUCAAUGUGAUUCUGCUUGUUUCCAGAGGAGAUGUUUUGAAGCUGGACUAUAGUUUCAACUUAUCAGUGUUAAAGAUCACUUGUUGUAGAGUUGCAGUAAUUGCUAACAUGUGUCCCUGCUGUUGUAAAGUACGUAUUCACACUGACCCUGCUACAUAUAGGGGAAACCGUUGUUUAAACAGUUCACACACUGCAUUCAACGCACUGAGCAGAGACCGCCUGGCCAUGUUUGUGAAACUCAAAAAGUAAAAAGUGAUUUUAAAAACAAAAGUGACUAACUUAUAUUAAUAUUUUGCUUUAGCUUUUUUACACAAUGAUGACGGUAGAUCAUAAAAAAAUAUAUUGUACUGGCAAAAAUACAAAUGAUAAUUGGAUUUUGUUAGAUAAAUAUGAACCACAAAGGACUGUUUCCAAGCUUUGUGAGUGACUUGUUCAUCAUCAUUACUCUAAGGGAGCACAUGUGGGUUAUAUUCAGGCUGGAUUUUCCCUUUAAGAGAGUGCAGACUGCUGUUCUGUUCAACUUAAUGCAGUACGUGCAAGAGCAGUGCAGUUUUACUUACAGUAUAUUAAGGACUGCAGGGUUGAGUUUUUGAAAAACAACUUUUCAUAAAACUGCUCUGUUACUCUCAGACACAUCAUCUGAUUGCUUUCAUCCCAAAGAUAUGAAGUUUGAUGAUUCCUUUUGAAAUAGUGCUAUUAUGAUGAUCUCCAAACAUUAUUGUGUAAAAUGUUUCCUGCAUCUAUGAACUGGCACUCAAACAUGUUUCUGAAUGAAACGACGUGUUUCUUUUCAAAGUAUGUCAACUGAUGAUUUUCAUUGUAACUUUAGUGAUACAUCUAUCAUUUCUACAAUGUGGGUAAUUAAAUGCCUUUAAAUCUAUAUCAUUACUCCACACCACACUUCCUACCAGAUGUCCUAAGUCAAGUUGUAUUUGAACUCUAGUUUAUAUUACAAACCUCUGUCAAGCACUGAAGAUGUAAUUAAAGUGAAAACAGAUGUGAUUCUUGCUAAGUAGAAUCAUCAAUUAAAAGUGCCCCAAGCAUUUCACCAAGCAACAUGUUGGGUGAAGUUUCCCCAGGUUCAUUUUCUCUUUUUUCCCCUGCCUUAGGUAAUUUAUAUUUUUUACAUGCUCAAAAAGAAAAAAAGAGAGACAACAAAACACUUUUAAAAGACAGGAGAGCUGACUUUAUUUACUUACUGGUUUAAAACUCCUAACACCACUAUAAAUAAAGUUGGUUUAGAUGUAAGCAACUUAUGAGGGUAAAUCAAGGAAACACGUCCAAGACAAUUCAUUGCAUUUCAUAAAAUCCACUGCUUUUUAUAUUCUUAAAGGAUUGAUUGUUAACAUUGUAAAUUAUCUCUCACAAAACAAAUGGUCAUAUUCUCCAUUGAAAAUGGUAGUAGAGGUAUUGUAUUGACAGCAGCAGACAGAUCCUCCCUGAUCAACUCAAUAGAAAAGUGACAUCUUUGUACUUGACUGUUCCCGCUGAUAUAAUGUGCUCAGUCUUUCUGUUUUUGUAAAUGUUCCUGUUGCAAAGCAAUCAUGAUGAAUGAAUCAUGAUGACAGAGUAGAUUGGACUAUUCUAAAAUGUUGUUCAAAAAGAGGACACAAGUGUGGAUAAACAGAGAGUAAACUGCACAAACAAAUAAGCCUAAA